Notothenia coriiceps (black rockcod) is the source of this 537-nucleotide messenger RNA. RefSeq names its product collagen alpha-1(XI) chain-like. The record is from RefSeq and is a predicted model, not a curated record. Lineage: Eukaryota; Metazoa; Chordata; Actinopteri; Perciformes; Nototheniidae. The annotation marks the transcript as partial. The transcript has 6 exons.
GUGGAGAGGAAGCCUAAGAAACAUGUGGCGGAGGAGUUUGAGGAGUUUGACUACAGCGACCUGUAUGAGGACCGCUCUGUUUCCACGGCGACAGCGGGUCCUAAUGACACCGAGUACGAGAUCGUGGAGUACGAAGACUACGACAACACAACGGAAUAUGAACAGGUGAACGAGUACGAGUACGAAGACGAAUACGACGACCGCUACGGACACGCCGAGAUGGAGCGGGAGAUUUCUCUUAACACCCGGAAUAUACCGGAGAAAGGAGAGAAAGGAGAGCCAAGCUUUCUGGGAGCGGGGACGCAGAUCACAGGACCCCCCGGGCCUCCAGGACCAGAGGGAGAGACCGGGCCCUUUGGAGUCACAGGAUCAGUGGGACCUCGAGGAGACGCUGGGGAGCUGGGCCCUUCAGGGCGGCCAGGCCUUAACGGAGCCGAUGGGAUCCCCGGUCCCCCAGGAAACAUCAUGCUCAUACCGGUAACUCAUACUGGUGCUCGCUCCUCUGCUCAGCCCGAGGCCUCGCAGCGCCGCGCUGAU